Molecule: messenger RNA, 972 nt
Organism: Ruditapes philippinarum (Manila clam)
Lineage: Eukaryota; Metazoa; Mollusca; Bivalvia; Venerida; Veneridae
Exons: 2
Coding region: 1-699 (232 amino acids)
Source: RefSeq, a predicted model, not a curated record
AUGAAAUUUGCUGUUCAGGCUCUAAACGACCAAGCUCUCAGAGCAUAUAACAAUCUUCUUUCAGUUAUAAGUAGACUAAAUCUUGAUAUAAAAACACAAUUAUUACUGUUUGAUUCUCUUGUAGUCCCCAUACUUCUAUAUGGCUCAGAAGUAUGGGGAGUAUAUAAUUAUAAAGAAAUUGAUAAACUUCAUUUUCGUUUUUGCAAGAGAAUUCUUGGUGUUAGAACCCAGACAUCAAAUGCUGCUGUGCUGGGUGAGCUUGGUCGCUUUCCAUUGUCUGUAUUAUGUAAAGAGCGAGCAUUGAAACAAUGGUUAAAGAUAAUGAAAUGUCCAGGUUCACUUAUGUAUAACAUUUUUUCAGAAUUAAAGUCAUCAGAAAAUCGAAAUUCAAAUAAUUCCUGGACUUUGUCUACAGAAUUUUCUUUUGAAAAAUAUUUGACGGUGUUAGAUAAAAGUUCCUGUAGACAAACAAUGUCUCGAUUUAGAUUGUCGUCCCAUAAUUUAGAAGUUGAAAAUGGUAGAUUUGUUGGAAUUGAUAGAAACGAUCGUAUCUGUAAAAUGUGUAGUACUCAUGUUGAAAACGAAUAUCAUUUUUUACUCUGUUGUCCUAUUUACAGAGAGUUGCGUAAAAGAUAUUGUAUAAACUAUUCCUUUCCUACUCUAAAUAAAUUUCAUUUUCUUUGUCAAGUAAAAAUAUAAGAAAAAUAAGAAAUGUUGCAAAAUUUACUUCAUGUGCUAUGAAAUUAAGAGCAGAAUUUCUUGCAAAUAUGGCUGCUCCUUAAAAUAUCUGUUUAAAAUACUUUCAAGUUAUAGAAAUAUUGUUAAAAUAAUCGUUUGAUGUAUAUAUGUUUUUGUAUGUUAUAUUUACAUGUAUAUUGUAUAUAUUUCUGUUGUCUUGGCCAUCAUGAAUGUUAUUGUAAAUGGCCAAAGGCAUUUUCUCAUGCCGAGUUAGCCAAAAUAAACUGUAAUAAA